UCAUCCGCUCUACGGUCUCCAUAAUUGAAGGGCAUCAGUCUAGUAGAGGGUGUCGCGUUUAAAAGUUCCAUAGGUGCAGACAUUAAUUAAAACAUGGGAGGACACGACGCCGGAAGCCAGCACCAGUUUACUGGUUUUGCCAAGUACUUUAACGCAUACACGAUCACAGGACGGAGGAAUUGUGUGUUGGCCACCUACGCUACCAUUGCCACGCUUGUCCUCUACUUCAAGUUGAAGCCCAAAAAGAAGGCUGUAACUGCAAGCUAGUUAUUCGAUUCUGUGUAUGCACUGUUGUAUAGUAUGGGUGAUGGAGUCUACAGCUUGGAUGUCCUAACAAUGAGACCACCUCUUUGAUUCCAACUUGUUGAAAAAAAAAAAAUGAAUAAAAUAAUAAUAAUAAAAGUUGUAUAAAACA
Molecule: messenger RNA, 415 nt
Organism: Chanos chanos (milkfish)
Lineage: Eukaryota; Metazoa; Chordata; Actinopteri; Gonorynchiformes; Chanidae
Gene: atp5mk
Product: ATP synthase membrane subunit k
Exons: 4
Coding region: 94-267 (57 amino acids)
Cellular component (GO): proton-transporting ATP synthase complex
Source: RefSeq, a predicted model, not a curated record